AUCCGACCUGUUAUUUGGAGGACUUUUCUGUUUUCUAAUUAUCACCAUAAUUCAUUACCAAAUAUCUCUAGAUCUGCGAAACCUAUCCCAUUAUAUGUAUAUAGAUGUGGAACUAUGCAAUGCAAGAAGAGUGCUGAAGUGGGGCAGAUGGGCUGAAUGGUGAUGAAGCCAAGGACCAUAGAAACUUUAAUUGGAUAAUGACGGCACAUCCUGCUACAUCAUCUUCUGGAUUGUCCUCAGAAUCGUCUGAACAAAUUGAGAAGCCCAAGGAUAGUAGAAAUAUGAAAGGAACACUAUCCCUCUCCCCGCAAGUCCCAGAUGCUACACAGGGACCUGUGGCAAUUUUUUGGGAUAUUGAGAACUGUCCUGUUCCUAGUAAUGUACGCCCUGAGGAUGUGACUGUCAACAUCAGAAUGGCUCUGCGGGUCCAUCCUGUAAUCAAGGGACUGGUCACUAUGUUUUCUGCCUAUGGAGAUUUUAAUGCUUUCCCCAGGCGAUUAAGAGAGGGCUGUCAGAGGACUGGUGUUAAACUCAUAGAUGUUCCUAAUGGAAGGAAGGAUGCAGCCGAUAAGGCGAUCUUGGUUGACAUGUUUGUUUUUGCUCUUGACAAUCCUCAACCAUCAUCCAUUAUGCUAAUUUCAGGAGAUGUUGAUUUUUCUCCUGCCCUUCACAUUCUUGGUCAACGAGGAUACAAUGUAAUUCUUGUCAUUCCUGCUAGAGUGAGUGUUUCAUCUGCUUUAUGUAAUGCAGGGAGUUUUGUCUGGGAUUGGCCAAGUGUGGCCCGAGGUGAAGGCCUUUUCCCCCCUGUGAAGGCCUUAAUUCCUCCUCGUGGAGGUGUGGCAGACGUUUCUGGGAUGCUAAUGGGUUGCCAGAUGUAUGAGAAUUCAGAUAAACAGAAUGAAGAAGAAGCUACAGUGUGUAGAGGCCUCUCUCGAAGCAAUUACAAUGCAAGGAAUUUCUCAAUGAUAUCAGAGUCUCUAGCUGAAUAUAAUGGCAUUUCAAUGUCUUUGCCAUGCCAUCCUGGGGGUAUGCCAUCUCACAGCCUUCCAUCUGGUUUAACUGAGGUUCCAGCUGUAGGUCCAUCUUUAUUUGGCCAGAGUGAUGUCACACCGGUUCCUCCUGGGGAUAUAAAUGGUUUGAAGGGACAGCUGGUGAAGUUGCUUGAAUUAUUUGGAGGUUGCUUGCCUCUUACACAUAUCCCCGUAGAGUACCAGAAAUUUUAUGGGAACCUGCUUUAUACUUCAGAAUAUGGGGCUUGUAAAUUUAUGAAUCUUCUGAAGAAGAUGGCUGAUGCUAUAUCUGUCGAGGGAAAAGGCCAAAGAAAGUUUGCUUACCUCCGUAACAGAAGAGCCAGACCAAGUACUCCUCCCUUGAUUGUGGCAAAAAAGGAUAGAAAAGGAAAAAGAAUGCAAGUAGUGAAUGCUGAUAAUGUGACUACACCCGAAUCUUCAGAUGAGUUCUCAGAUGAUGAAAGAUUAGUUAUAGAACAUGGGGGGCGUAAGAAAUCUGAUACAGCUGCAUUAGUUGAACAAAGCCUCCAAAGGUUCAAGCAUGAGAUUCAAGAGAUUCUUGUGAGCUACUUUUGUCGGAUUCUUCUUAGUAAUUUUGAGGCAAUAUAUAAACUGCGGUACAAGAGGCCUUUGGACUAUGAGAGCUUUGGAGUGACAGAACUUGAGCAGCUGCUCGAAAAGGUGAAAGAUGUAGUGGUUAUGCAAGAGGAGCCAGUCAGCAAGAGAAGGUUUCUGGCUGCUGUUGGGGGGUAGAGGAGCUGCUCAUUCUGUUUUGUUGACAAUUUACCAUGUAAAAGUGAAGUUUUCUGACUGCUGUUGGUGGCUAGAAGAGUUGAUCCUUUACCAUUACUUGACAACUUACUGUCUAAACUUGCCUAGAAUUCUUCAAUUGAGCUUCAGGCACAGGCUCUGGAUUAUAGAUGUCUGUCCAGUUAAUAACUCCUCAAUGGAGUCAGCGAUGGCAGGCCAGUUUUGUAAUGGUGAAUUUUCAGACGACCAUUCAUUGAUGCGCUUGACUAUCUUUCCUUGUACUUUUCUCUAACCCCUUUUCCUUGGCAG
Solanum verrucosum is the source of this 2069-nucleotide messenger RNA. RefSeq lists its product as uncharacterized. Gene Ontology annotation, cellular component: peroxisome. The coding region runs from base 198 to 1763 and encodes 521 amino acids. The transcript is spliced from 4 exons. Gene Ontology annotation, molecular function: RNA nuclease activity. The record is from RefSeq and is a predicted model, not a curated record. Gene Ontology annotation, biological process: regulation of gene expression. NCBI's taxonomy places the organism in Eukaryota, Viridiplantae, Streptophyta, Magnoliopsida, Solanales, Solanaceae.